AUGAAGAGAAAAUGGGAAGAAAGACUAAAGAAAGUGGAAGAACUAGCAUCUCACUAUGAAAGAAAUCCUCUUCCUCCAGUUUAUAGACCAAGACUGUCCAAACCCUCUAUGCCAUCCUCUGUUUGGAAAAUAUUUUCUCGCCAGGCUGAAGCUUUUAAUUAUGCAAAAUCCUGCGAAGAGGAUGUUCAUGUAUUUGCUUUGGAAAAGAGCACUCAGAGUGGACAGAGGUUUUACCUUGUGACAACAUAUAAGGAGCUUUGGUUUUAUUACACAAAAGGUUACAAAACAAGUCUUAUGCAUUGCUAUGAAGUAAUUCCUGAAAAAGAUGCUUGCAAACUUUAUUUCGAUUUGGAGUUCUACAAACCUGCAAAUCCUGGUGCAGAUGGCAAGGGUAUGGUUGCAAAGUUAAUUGAGCUUGUCAGCCAGAAAUUAAAGGAAAUUUAUGGUGUAAAUUGUUCAACUAAAGAUGUCUUGAAUUUAGAUUCCAGUACUGAUGAAAAAUUUAGUCGGCACCUAAUAUUUCUUCCCCAAAAGACUGUAUUUAAGGAUAAUAUUCAUGUUGGUAACUUUGUGAGAACGAUUUUGCAGCCUGCGAUAAGAUUACUGGAGAGUAAGGCUGCUGCUGCUGUGAUUCCAGGAGGAGAAGCAGGACAUGUUUUCCAGAGUUUUGAAGAGGGAGUUGGAUUAGAUGGUUCUCCUACAAACCUAAGAGCUGUUGAAGAUGCUUCCAAAAGCUGCCCAGCCAUUGUUUGCAAAACAAAGGAUAUGGAAACGCCACACCAGGGAGAAAAUUUGGAUUUUUCCUUUCUAAUAGUAAAUGGUAAAGAAGGUGACAAGCAACUUUUUGUGGAUCUAGGUGUUUAUACAAAGAAUAGAAAUUUCCGGAUGUAUAAAUCAUCAAAAGCAGGAAAAAAAGUGAUUCUGAAGAUAGCAGAGGAUAAUGAGCUUGUUCCUAACUGUGAAGAUGACAUUUCCUUGGAAGAAGCAUAUUUUCUUUCCUCAUUGAUCUGCAAUAUUAGAGUGAGUGAUGACACAAGAGUUCUGUCCUCUGGCGUUUCAGAAAAGGAGAGAAAAAUGUCUGCUUUUUUAAACAGUAGCACUACCAGAAGCAGCAGAGAUUCCGUGGAAGGUUAUCAGGGUUCACCGUAUCCGGAAAUUGAUAACUUUGUUCGUUCCUUGGUUAAUAAAGAUGGGGUGCAAGGAGGGAUACGGCAAUGGAAUUAUUUCUCUCUCAAAGAACUACUUGUAUAUGGUAUUUCUGGUUACCGUUGGUGUGAAAAUAUCGGAAUAGCUCACAAAAGUAACAAUAUAAUGAUUCUGGUAGAUCUAAAGAAUGAAGUCUGGUAUCAAAAGUGUCAUGAUCCUGUCUGCAGAGAAAAAAACUUCAAAUCACAAAGUUUUCCCUUGCCGCCGGGGAUAUGCCUCCCAUCUCUUUUCAAAGAGGAAGAACAGCAUACACCAAUGGAUGAAAGGGGGAACACAGAAAUAAAAACACAUUAUAAUGGGUCAGACUUGUCAGAAAGCUCAGCACCUCUGGAAGAAAGCUUGUCUCAAGACUUCCUGUUGUCAGACCGUGAGUGGGAAAACGCAAGCGAUGAUGUCUGCUUCCUAGAAGCUGCAGAAGAUGUGGAACUAGCUGAAGCUGCAAAUGAUAGUCUGGAUUAUGCCACGGAAGAAAUUCCAGAUGAAGUUCUUUUGGAAGCUUUAAGGAAAGAUGACACUUGCAAAAAGGAAGCCACAGGCUUGGCCAGCAAACAGACUGCCAGCGAUGACACUUACUGCCAUGUGCCUCUGUCAGAGGGACUGCAAUGUAGUUCAAAAGCUGUACAGCAGAGCUGCAAGACAUAG
Messenger RNA from Acanthisitta chloris (rifleman), 1848 nucleotides. RefSeq names its product primase and polymerase (DNA-directed) (gene PRIMPOL). Lineage: Eukaryota; Metazoa; Chordata; Aves; Passeriformes; Acanthisittidae. The transcript has 12 exons. Gene Ontology annotation, cellular component: nucleus; mitochondrial matrix. Gene Ontology annotation, biological process: mitochondrial DNA replication; replication fork processing; error-prone translesion synthesis. The record is from RefSeq and is a predicted model, not a curated record. Bases 1 to 1848 code for a protein of 615 amino acids. Gene Ontology annotation, molecular function: chromatin binding; DNA-directed DNA polymerase activity.